Daphnia carinata is the source of this 1580-nucleotide messenger RNA. Its product is annotated as SEC14-like protein 2. The record is from RefSeq and is a predicted model, not a curated record. The coding region runs from base 286 to 1443 and encodes 385 amino acids. The transcript has 11 exons. NCBI's taxonomy places the organism in Eukaryota, Metazoa, Arthropoda, Branchiopoda, Diplostraca, Daphniidae. Gene Ontology annotation, cellular component: cytoplasm.
AUUUGUUGUCCUUCUAAUCUGGAGUGUAAAGAACUCACCAGAUCUGAUACUGCAUCCGCGCAAUUGUGCAUCCAUCAGUAAAAUAAUCUGACAGGCUGUAUCCCCCCAGCUACUCACUCCGCAAGUGAACCCCGCAUUACGUUUUGGUGUAAAUGUCAAAUCGACUAAGGUUUAUUUACUCCCUCAAUUUUGGAAUUCGGCCAAUCUAGAAACGCACGGAUCUUGAAGUGUCGUGACUGCCUUUCUAUUUGUGAGAAAGCAUCAUUUUCCCCUCGUAUUUCGGUGAUGGAACUUGCAAAGCUAAACCCUAGCCAAAGGAUUUUAUUCAAUCAGUUUGCAGAUGCUGUGGCGAAUUACCGGCCACCAGAAUGGACCGAUGACUACGUCCUUAAAUGGCUCGUGGCUCGCGAUUUCGACGUCCAAAAAGCUGAGGCUAUGCUUCUACAAUCGUUAGAAUGGCGCCAAAUCCACCAGAUUGACGGGAUUUUAGAGAACUGGACACCGCCAGAAGUGGUGAAAAAAUAUUACGCAAUGGGAUCGGUCGGCAGCGACAAGUUUGGCUGCCCUGUAUGGAUAAACGCGUUUGGUCGGAUGGAUAUGGUGGGAUUACUGCAAUCCGUUUCAAAGCGGGAUUACCUCCGCUACGUCGUCUACGUCACCGAAAUGAGCCAUCGCCAAAUGCAUCAAAAUUCUCUUGUUACUGGCAAACCUGUGUCGUAUCAGACACUCGUGAUUGACAUGGCAGAACUGUCAAUUAAUCAGAUCACCAAACAAUUUAUGGAAGUUGGGAUGGACUUGACAAGAAUGUUUUUAGCUAAUUAUCCCGAAGGAGUUCGCCGAGUCUUCGUCAUCAAUGUUCCCCAGAUUUUUUCAACGGUAUUUACCUUCGUUAAACCAUUUCUCAGUCCUGCCACGCUAGCCAAACUUAGCAUAUUUAGCCAUGACUCAAAGAUGUGGAAGGACGCAUUAUUAGAAGAAAUUGACGCCAGCCAACUUCCCGUCCAUUAUGGGGGCACCAUGGUCGAUCCCGACGGUAAUCCCAUGUGCCUUACGAAGAUAAGCAUGGGUGGCCAAGUUCCUAAAACCUAUUACUUGGAGAGGAAACAACCUGUGCCUGGAAACCAAAUGAUAAGCGAUCUGAUUCCAGCUGGCAAGCGAAAAUUGAUAGAAAUAACAGUCGAUGAAGCUAAAUCGCUACUCAGAUGGGAGUUUGUGACAGAAGAGGGUGACAUUAAUUUCCAACUGGCUUACAUGAGGGAAAAUGGCGAAGAAAUGUUAAUUCUACCGCGUGAUCGUUACGAAAGUCAUCAGCUGAUGGAAAAGGGAGAGAUUGUUUGUAUUUACAGCGGCAGAUACAUAAUGGAGUUUGACAAUUCGUAUAGUUAUUUCCGUUACAAGAAGCUGUGGUACAACAUCGACGUCGUCAAGCCCACGAAUAGAUAAGUAAUUCUCAUUACCCAUAAGGUGCUACCCUGUUUAAGUUUUUCACAGUUUGAAUUUUAAAAAAGCAUAUUUUCUUUGAUACUCAAAAAUCAAAGAAAAAUAUCAGUUUUGACAAGAAUAAAGUUUUAUUUUUAAUA